AAAAAAGCGAUAUUUUGUAAAAUAAGAAUCGCUUUAUCUCGAGGAAAACAAAAUAAUCAUAAACAAAAAUACAUAAAUUUUAUAUAAACGUAGCUUAAGUACCAUUUUUCCGAAUUAUUCAUUAAAUCUUCAUUGAAUAAACAAAUUUAAAUAAUGUUAUACGGGACAAAUUUGGGACAUAGAAAAAAGAGCGAUAGUGAUAAAAAGAGCGUUUUGAUGGCGUUUUCUCUCCAGAUUUUCCCAAAAAAACAUAAUUAUUCACCUUUUUGAGUAUUCAAUUAAUUAAAAUAAAACAAAUCUGUGCGAUAAGUGGACAAAAUUGCAAGAAAAACGUGUGAAAAAGUGUAUCUUUUGGGUGAUUUCUGCAUCCAAAAGCCAACCUAACCUCUAACUUUUGCGACGUAAACAAACGAAAGCCCAGAGAGGCACAAAAAAAAAAUCCAAGAAAAAUGGAUCAAAUGUUGCCCAGUCCGGGGUUCUCGAUUCCCAGCAUCGGGACCCCACUCCAUCAGCCUGAGGAGGAUCAACAGAUAUUGCCAAAUGCCUAUCAACAGCAGCAGCAAAUGCAACAAAUGCCGGGAUCUUUGAGUAGCUUUGGGGCUCACAGUUCGGCAACUGGCCUUGGGGCGCCGCCCCUUUUACCAGCACCCACUAAGAGCAUGCACUCCUUCACACCAAGCUACGUAACACCACAGAGUAUGAUGCAACCGCAGACGCCACAGAGCCUUAUGGCCUCCAUGACGCCAAUGACGGAGAAUCGAGCGCCGGACAGUGUCAAUAUCCACCAGACGAUGGGGCCAGCAACCCCAAUGACCCCCAUGACUCCUGGGCCUGCUGACUCGGGUAUCAUUCCACAAUUGCAAAACAUCGUUUCCACAGUUAAUUUAAAUUGCAAACUAGACUUGAAGAGAAUAGCCCUCCAUGCGAGAAAUGCAGAGUACAAUCCAAAGCGUUUUGCCGCUGUUAUCAUGCGAAUCCGAGAACCUCGAACAACGGCCCUGAUAUUCUCAUCGGGAAAAAUGGUCUGUACAGGAGCCAAAAGCGAAGAGGACUCACGUCUAGCGGCUAGGAAAUAUGCCAGAAUCAUUCAAAAGCUGGGAUUCACAGCGAAAUUCCUGGAUUUCAAGAUCCAGAACAUGGUAGGAAGUUGUGACGUGAAAUUUCCCAUCAGGCUUGAAGGUCUAGUACUGACACAUUCGAAAUUCAGCUCGUAUGAGCCAGAACUGUUUCCGGGACUCAUUUAUCGGAUGGUAAAACCUCGAAUAGUCCUGCUAAUAUUUGUAUCCGGAAAAGUUGUGCUAACGGGAGCCAAAGUACGCCAGGAGAUUUACGAUGCCUUUGACAAUAUCUACCCAAUCCUGAAGAGUUUCAAGAAGCAGUGAAUGUAAGUCAGAUCCUUCGCUAUUUUCGGUUAUUAAAGGUUUUCACACGUAAAAAAAA
Phlebotomus papatasi is the source of this 1440-nucleotide messenger RNA. It is a transcript of the gene Tbp, whose product is annotated as TATA-box-binding protein. The record is from RefSeq and is a predicted model, not a curated record. Gene Ontology annotation, molecular function: DNA binding; RNA polymerase II general transcription initiation factor activity. Bases 450 to 1382 code for a protein of 310 amino acids. The transcript is spliced from 3 exons. Gene Ontology annotation, biological process: DNA-templated transcription initiation. Lineage: Eukaryota; Metazoa; Arthropoda; Insecta; Diptera; Psychodidae.